GGUCCUCGCCGAUGGCCGGGGCGCAGGACGUGCCGGCGCCAGGUGCGCCAGCGAUGCCGGGCCCGCCGCCGGCCGCGGGGUCCGCCGCCCCAGCCGCACGGCCCUGUGCAGGUGGACCCGCCGCCGGGGAGAGCAAGGGCCAGGGCAAGGGCGACCAGGGGCUGCCGCCGGCCGCCAACGGCGCGCAAGGUGCUGGCAGGAGACCAGGCUGGUGUGCCAAGGUCGUCAUCCAGGCGGACCUGCUGCACCAGGAAUUCCCCACGGUGACGAAGAUCGUCGGCGUGGGCAACGCGAACGUCGACCACAUACGCGGCCAGACGCAGUGCAGCGUGAUCCUGCGGGGGAAGGGCUCCGGGCACGUGGGCCCAGGCCGCGCGGCCCAGGAGUCGUCGGAGCCGAUGUUCCUCUGGCUGUCCAGCGACCUCCCGCAGAACGGCAAGUCGGCGCUAGAGAUGGUGCAGGACCCCUGACAUGGAGGGUUUCUCCGAAGGGCCUAGGCGACCCCUCCUCCUCCCUCCUUUUUCUCCUCCUCCUCCUCCUCCCUCCUCCUCCUCCUCCU
Prorocentrum cordatum is the source of this 559-nucleotide messenger RNA. The record is from the annotation of a GenBank genome assembly. Lineage: Eukaryota; Dinophyceae; Prorocentrales; Prorocentraceae.